CUGAGAGCUCGAAGCUUGUAUCUGUCAUACAGCUUUCAACCUCGUGAAUCAUCCACAUCGUUUCUCCCCAACGAUGGCUGAGGCUUCGCCAAAGAUGGAGCUUAACGACGAAGGCGUGCAUGUAGAACUAACGUACGAGCAUCUCGACCCGGUGUCUGUCAUGAACAAAGUCAAAAGCCCGAAGGCUGGUGCCAUCGUGCUGUUCGCCGGAACCACCAGAGACUCGUUUGACUCCAAGCCGGUGAAGCAGCUCGAGUACUCGGCAUACCCCGCUCUGGCGCUCAAGUCAAUGCUCAAGCUAGCUCGCGACGUGAGGCAAAAGCACAGCCUGACCGCAGUGGCCAUAAUUCACCGCUUGGGCGUGGUCCCCAUUGGAGAGGAGAGCAUCUUGAUCGCCGUGUCCAGCCCGCAUCGCCAAGCUGCGUGGAGAGGCGGGGAAGAGGCGCUCGAAGUGUGCAAGGCGAAGGUGGAGAUUUGGAAGCUGGAGGAAUUCGAGGACGGCGGUGGUGUGUGGCGAGCGAACAGAGACGGCCAAAGCGGCGUAAAGGUAGCCGAGAAUGAAUGAGGGAUCUCUCAAGCAUGUUUCACGGGUGAGAGACGUCUGCCGAGAAUGUGUUCUAGAUCACGGCAGCCGGAUAAGAACUCUUUGCCCGGCACUGUCGCGACUGCUCGGCAUCUCAGAUUUCCUUUUCGAGCAGGGCGAACGUGCAAGAGACAAGACCGCAGACAGAUCUUCUUGGAGCGAAAAGGUCUCGAUCCGGCUUCUACCCCAAAAAUCGGCUUCUUUCAAGCGCGGAAGAUACAAAACGGCAGAGGACCGGGCGCAAAACAGGUUCAUAGAAGAUGCUGCGUUCGCCGCUUCACGCCCGAUGGCCGAUGCUAUGCGGGUAUACAUCGGUGCAAAAGCUCUGUGUGCAAAACGUCAUGCACGAAGCAGGUUUUUAUUGCCGAGACAGCAAUGUGGUAGCAGGGCACCUUAAGGCUGGGAACGGAAGGUCGGGGGUAUAACAUCUGCUAGCCAUACAUUCCCAUACGAAAAGGAAAACAUUUGAUCCCGGCUUCUACCCUCGAUUGCGUGCCAUGUCUUCUUCGCGCAGAGCUCGGUUCUCGUGCACGCCGUCGAAGACGAACCAAAGUUUAAAGGGGGUGGGAGGUGAGAGAAGGACGGGGACUACGCAAAGGCGGGGCGGCUCGAAACGCAGAGCCUCAAGCACGUGGACGAAAAAAAAAAGGUAGGCGUGGACUCGCCGAACUCCACGUCGGCGAGGCGAAUCAUUGCCAAGGCCGUCUGGACGCAGGGCGGAUUCGAGGAAGCCCAAGCGCUUCUCGAGCGGUUGCGUCGGGACACGGGCGAGAUGAGGAAGGGCAGGUUUGCCGUGUAUAAACGGCGCGAGAAGGAAAUGACGGAGGAGCUUUGUUGUAGAGCUGAUGAAGCUGAAGUCCAUACCCGGCGCCUAGAUUGCUACCCCCGUCCCCUUUUUUUUUUGGAGCUCCCGUUGUCCAGAAUAAAAAGUAGAGAAACGAGAGCAAGUGCUACAGUCAAAUGUUUGUCCGUACCUUCAGGUAUGCAUUGUACUAGAGACGUGGCCUACCCCGUCUCGCCUUGCACCCAUCUAUUACAAGAAAG
Molecule: messenger RNA, 1627 nt
Organism: Verruconis gallopava
Lineage: Eukaryota; Fungi; Ascomycota; Dothideomycetes; Venturiales; Sympoventuriaceae
Exons: 2
Coding region: 74-565 (163 amino acids)
Biological process (GO): Mo-molybdopterin cofactor biosynthetic process
Cellular component (GO): cytosol
Molecular function (GO): molybdopterin synthase activity
Source: RefSeq, a predicted model, not a curated record